Messenger RNA from Eucalyptus grandis, 1846 nucleotides. RefSeq names its product glucose-1-phosphate adenylyltransferase small subunit, chloroplastic/amyloplastic. Gene Ontology annotation, molecular function: glucose-1-phosphate adenylyltransferase activity. The record is from RefSeq and is a predicted model, not a curated record. Gene Ontology annotation, biological process: glycogen biosynthetic process. The coding region runs from base 1 to 1590 and encodes 529 amino acids. The transcript is spliced from 10 exons. NCBI's taxonomy places the organism in Eukaryota, Viridiplantae, Streptophyta, Magnoliopsida, Myrtales, Myrtaceae.
AUGGCGAGCAUGGCUGCGGUGGGCGCCAUCAGGGUGCCUACCUCCUCCUCCUCCUCCUCCUCCUCCUCCUCCUCCUCUUUUCCGGCGGCCUCCGAGUCCCGCCACCAGCGGCGGUGCUCCUCCGCCCUGUCGUUCGCCUCCUCGCAGGUCGCCGGCGACAAGAUCGCCUCGUCCGCCGCCGCCUCCGCCGCUGCCUUCAAGAGCGUGCGGAGAGCUCCGGCCGUCGUGUCUCCCAGAGCCGUCUCCGAUUCCCGGAACUCGCAGACGUGCCUUGACCCCGACGCCAGCCGCAGUGUUCUCGGAAUUAUACUAGGAGGUGGGGCCGGGACCCGUCUCUACCCCCUGACUAAGAAGAGAGCAAAACCCGCCGUCCCGUUGGGAGCAAAUUACAGGCUGAUUGACAUUCCUGUGAGCAAUUGCUUGAAUAGCAACGUAUCGAAGAUCUAUGUCCUCACGCAGUUCAAUUCUGCAUCUCUCAACCGUCACCUUUCUCGGGCUUAUGCCAGCAACAUGGGUGGUUACAAAAAUGAAGGUUUUGUUGAAGUUCUUGCUGCCCAGCAGAGCCCGGAGAAUCCUAACUGGUUUCAGGGCACUGCCGAUGCUGUCAGACAGUACUUGUGGCUGUUUGAGGAGCAUGAUGUUUUGGAGUUCCUUAUUCUUGCUGGGGACCAUUUGUACAGAAUGGAUUAUGAGAGAUUUAUUCAAGCCCAUAGAGAAACUGAUGCUGACAUCACUGUGGCUGCACUUCCAAUGGACGAAAAACGUGCCACUGCAUUUGGCUUGAUGAAGAUAGAUGAAGAAGGACGUAUCAUUGAAUUUGCCGAGAAGCCAAAAGGAGAGCAACUAAAAGCAAUGAAGGUUGACACAACUAUCUUAGGUCUUGACGAUGAAAGGGCAAAGGAGAUGCCUUACAUUGCGAGCAUGGGUAUAUACGUUAUUAGCAAAGAUGUGAUGCUUAAUCUUCUCCGAGACAAGUUUCCUGGAGCCAAUGACUUUGGAAGUGAAGUCAUUCCCGGCGCAACUUCCGUUGGGAUGAGAGUGCAAGCUUACUUGUAUGAUGGAUAUUGGGAAGAUAUAGGUACAAUUGAGGCAUUCUAUAAUGCAAACCUAGGGAUCACUAAGAAGCCAGUGCCGGAUUUCAGUUUCUAUGAUCGUUCAUCUCCAAUCUACACCCAACCACGGUAUCUGCCCCCUUCCAAGAUGCUAGAUGCUGAUGUGACAGACAGUGUUAUUGGUGAAGGAUGUGUUAUUAAGAACUGCAAGAUCCACCAUUCGGUGAUAGGACUUCGAUCUUGCAUUUCGGAAGGUGCGAUAAUAGAAGACACCUUAUUAAUGGGCGCAGAUUAUUAUGAGACGGAUGCUGAUAGGAGAUUUCUGGCUGCCAAGGGCAGUGUCCCAAUUGGUAUCGGCAAGAAUUCGCAUAUUAAGAGAGCAAUUAUCGACAAAAAUGCCCGCAUAGGGGAGAAUGUGAAGAUCAUUAACAGCGAUGACGUUCAAGAAGCUGCAAGAGAAACAGAUGGAUACUUCAUAAAGAGUGGGAUUGUCACGGUGAUCAAGGAUGCUUUGCUUCCCAGCGGAACCGUGAUCUAGAAACUGUGCAAUUGCGAUCUAGCAAAAGCUUUGCAUUGAGAAAGUGACGCAACUGGAAGUCAUAAUCUCUUUAAGGUAGCUCCAUGGUUCUCCCACUAGACCUGUAAUGUAUAUCUCAGUGCGACCAGAUGUAACUAGCAGAGGAAGAGAGGACUUGAAUACUUUACGAUGUAAAGGUCUUUUUUCUUAAUAAGUGAGGUAAGCAAGUGUAUGACAAUCUGCAAUAUUUCGUUUUAGCAGUUUUCCGUUACUCUAA